CUUCUAUGACAUUUCAACAUUUAACCUUAAAAAAAAUAUUGGUUAUAAAUUUAUUUUUUAGUGAUUAAUUAAUAUUUUUUAAGAAAUAUUAUUUCCAAUUAAUAUUAUUUUUACAAUUAGAAGAAGUUUCAGCUAAUAUGAAAAUAUUUACUAGCCUUUUUGUAGCCAGACCAAUUCCCAAGGAGCCAGUACCAUUCAAAGAAAUUUUACCCUUAAAGCUAAGAAGUGCCGUUUCGGGAAAAGGUGGAAAGACUUCCGAUGUAUGUUGUAUUUACGAAAUGUCCGUAAUGUUUUCAUGUUUUAAAGAAAAUGAAUUUAAUCAAUCGGUCUGUUCAAAGGAAAUUGAAUCUUUCCAAAAAUGUUACAAAGGCCAUUUAGAUACAAAGAAAAUCAAGCAGCAAAAAGAAGCAAAAGGUGUAUUAAUCCCCGGAGAAAAGGAAUUGUCACAUAAACAACUUAAUACAUUGUUAAAAAAGUUUCCAAAUGUUAAGUAGUUCUGUGUUAAUAAACUGUUGUAUAACCUUUUGAAAUACCACAAUGCUUUACCAUAGUGUUUGAUAAAUAUCCUUGGUGGUCAAUUUCACUAACAGUUUUGGAAUAUCAAAUAUAUAUUCAAAAUAACUAAUAUUUACAUAUGUAACUACCUACUAUAAAAUAGAGAAUAUGAAAUUAGCAUGUUGUAAAAAAUAUAUUAUUGUGUUAGUUAUGAUGUUCGUUAUUUUUUUAUUAAAUAAUUAUACAGAAUGUUUCUUGAGUACAUGUAAUUAAAUUAUGUACUUAGUUAUUUGUUCAUAAAAGACAUAAUUUAUUUAAUAUGCAUAUAGUAAAAUCUCUGUUAACCGAAACAUCGGUUAACCGAAAUGGCUGACAGGUUUCAAUAAUUUUGUCAAUAAAACGUAAAUUUAAAAAAAGCAAUAAAAUUAACGAAAAUGAA
Diabrotica virgifera virgifera (western corn rootworm) is the source of this 934-nucleotide messenger RNA. RefSeq names its product coiled-coil-helix-coiled-coil-helix domain-containing protein 1-like. Lineage: Eukaryota; Metazoa; Arthropoda; Insecta; Coleoptera; Chrysomelidae. Gene Ontology annotation, molecular function: RNA binding. The transcript has a single exon. The coding region runs from base 138 to 494 and encodes 118 amino acids. Gene Ontology annotation, cellular component: mitochondrion; mitochondrial ribosome; nucleoplasm. Gene Ontology annotation, biological process: mitochondrial translation. The record is from RefSeq and is a predicted model, not a curated record.